AGGCGAGUUAAUCGGGUCGGCGGCCUCAAGACUCUUCCUCCGUGGAGCUUGUUUGGGUUUAAUCUUGAGGUUGCAGGCGCCCGCCCGCCCGCUUGCGGGCCUCGCGGGACAGAGAGGGAAGCGCCGGUGCUUGUGCCUGGCGCCUGCCGAGUCCCCGGCGCUCGCCCGUCCGCGCCGCUGCCCGUGGCGGCCGCGUCUCUGAACGGCGGGGUCGUGUUUGUGUUUGACCCGCGGGCGCUGGCGGCGUGGCGCGCGGCCGAAGCCGGUGCCAGCGGGGCGGGGCCCGGCGCGGCGGAGGCGGAGGAAGACGGAGCGGGAGUCCGGGAAGGCCCGGCGGCGCCAUGGAACUGGGCCCGGAGCCCCCCCACCGCCGCCGCCUGCUCUUCGCUUGCAGCCCCACGCCUGCGCCGCAGCCCACGGGGAAGGUGCUGUUUGGCGCGUCGGCUGCUGGCGGACUGUCCCCUGUCACCAACCUGACGGUCACCAUGGACCAGCUGGAAGGGCUGGGCAGUGACUAUGAGAAACCAAUGGAAGUGAGAAAUAACAGCAGUCUACAGAGAAUGGGCUCCUCGGAAUCGACUGAUUCAGGUUUCUGUCUAGAUUCUCCUGGGCCCUUGGACAGAAAAGAAAACCUUGAAAUUUCCCUGAGGAGAAUAAAUUCCCUACCUCAGAAGCUCUUGGGAUGUAGCCCAGCACUGAAGAGGAGCCACUCUGAUUCUCUAGACCAUGACAUCUUUCAGCUCAUCGACCAGGAUGAAAAUAAAGAAAAUGAAGCAUUUGAAUUUAAAAAGCCAAUAAGACCUGCAUCUCGUGGCUGCCUGAAUACUCAUGUUCAUGAGGAGAGUAAAGAUCCCUUUACACACAGGCAGAAUUCAGCCCCAGCUCGGAUGCUAUCUUCAAAUGAAAGUGAUAUUAGUGAAUCAGGAAAUUUCAGUCCUCUUUUUACACCCCAGUCACCCGUGAAAGCCACUUUGUCUGAUGAGGAUGAUGGCUUCAUAGACCUUCUGGAUGGAGAGAAUAUGAAGAAUGAUGAGGAGACCCCAUCGUGCAUGGCAAGCCUCUGGACAGCUCCUCUUGUCAUGAGAAGACCUACAAACCUCGCCGAUCAGUGCAGACUGUUCGACUCCCCUUCCCCGUGCAGCUCCACCAGCAGCAGCUCCAGCACUCGGGCAGUGUUGAAGAGAACAGAUCGAUCUUGUGAGGCAUCUCCUCGAGGCACAAAGAGGAGGAAGAGCAUGGCCAGUCCUAUGAAAGCAGAUGUUCAGGAGCCAAGCCAGCUCCUGCACCAGUCUCUAUCCCCGAUGUCUUCCCCCAAAGGAACCAUUGAGAACAUUCUGGACAGUGACCCAAGAGACCUUAUAGGGGAUUUCUCCAAGGGUUAUCUCUUUCAUACAGUCUCUGGGAAGCAUCAGGAUUUGAAAUAUAUCUCUCCAGAAAUUAUGGCAUCUGUUUUGAAUGGCAAGUUUGCCAAUCUCAUUAAAGAGUUUGUUAUCAUUGACUGCCGAUACCCGUAUGAAUAUGAAGGAGGUCACAUCAAGGGUGCCGUCAACUUGCACAUGGAAGAAGAGGUUGAGGACUUUUUACUCAAGAAACCUAUUGUGCCUACUGAUGGCAAGCGUGUCAUUGUCGUAUUCCACUGUGAAUUUUCUUCUGAAAGAGGCCCUCGAAUGUGCCGAUAUGUGAGAGAAAGAGAUAGGCUUGGCAAUGAGUACCCCAAACUCCACUACCCUGAGCUGUAUGUCCUGAAGGGGGGAUACAAGGAGUUCUUUUUGAAAUGCCAGUCUCACUGUGAACCCCCCAGCUACCGACCAAUGCACCAUGAAGACUUUAAAGAAGACCUAAAGAAGUUCCGCACCAAGAGCCGGACCUGGGCAGGGGAAAAGAGCAAAAGAGAGAUGUACAGUCGCCUGAAGAAGCUCUGAAGCCAAAUGGCAGCAGCCUGAGCUUUCCUCUGCCCUGUCCCUUUUCCCUUUGCUGCAAAGCAGUAAGCAAAGGGGCCAGCUAUACGGUACCUGGAGAAAGACCUGGGCCUUCCAUUCCUUGAAUCUGUCUCCUACGCUCCCAGGGUGGAGCCCAGGCCAUCCUACCGUUACACUCUUCUGUAAGAGUCCUUCCCCGUCAGGACUGUCUGCCAAAGCUGGACAAGCACAGCACAGGCUGGAGUCUAUAGUCUGGAACACUGUGUUAGGCUGCUCUGACUGAAGAAGUACCUGGCCUUAUUGGGCAGACCUUGGCCUGCCCGUCAUGAGGAGAGAAAAGCCACCCAGGUGCUGCUGGCCACAUACCAAAGAUAGUCCGGAAGGGAGGGGUCCUCAUGGAUGACUCUUUAAUUUAUUCCGCUUCAUCAAUUAUUUUAUUAUUGUUUUAAUUCAAGACUUUUACUUUUCUGCUUCAUUAAGUCAAAAUACUGCCAUUCUAGGUAGAGUUUUAUCAUCCUAGGAACUACCUCUACUUUUAAUUAAAAAAAAAAUGGGGCAGGGAUAAGAAAAAAGGCAAACCUGUUAAGUUGUGGACAGCGCAAGGAGCUUGGUCACCCCUAGGAGGCGCUGCAGACUAAUAUUGCUGCUACUCAAAGUCAAGGACUGAGAUGCUGGUAAGAGCCUGCGCCAGAUCCAGGCUUGGCUACAGGACAUAAGCUAACCUUCCCAGACCUACUUCUGCCCUUUGUGAUGUCCCCCAGGGAAAGUCUUGUCUCCGCUCCUCACCCCAGAUCCCCAUGACAGUGGCUGGUGUAGGAGUCACAGGAAGGCACUUCAGGCAGCUUCCAUCAGGCCAGUACUGGAAUGCUGUAGUGUACCCCAAGGUGGGGGAGGGGAGGCAUGAAAGAGUGGAGUCCACAGAGUGAGGGAGGAGCAUGCCCACUGAAUGUCCUUUAAAAAAAAAAAGUCAUGAGUCAGAGUAUCCAAUCAGUGUUGGGUGGGCAUCCAAGGGUGAGCAGAAGGCAGAAAGCCCAGGCCAUUAGGUGGGAGGAGUAUGGAUCCUGGCCUACAGACGACUGUAGAAUUUCUCAGGAGGGCGUAGUAAAUUUUGAAGUCAAAUGUUCUGAGUUUAUCAUGUUUUAAUUUGAGGGUCAGAGAGUGGUGUAUCACAUCAGUUACCCCCUAAUCUAACCCCAUGGAAGUGAGGCUCUCAGGAACGCCUCCCAUCUGAGGGGCCAAGCUGCUUUGAUUCUACACAGCCUGUUUUGGUUCCUGCCCGUCGAUAUCCUCGGGCACCGGCCUCCCCGCCAUCUUUGCUCCAUUGGGGUCUAGCCAGGUUUUCCUUAGGAAGAGUCUCCCCUCUUACCUCUGCUUUCUAUUCUGCGGGUGGGAAGGGAAUCAGUGAUGUUGAAGAUGGCUAGUUGCUUUGUUAUGGGUUUGAGUUGCAUUUGGCUAUUAAACAAAUCUUGUUUGAAAAUAUGUGGAGAGCAAGGGAAUGAGCAGCCCCUUCCCCAGUGUGUUGAAGUAUGUCCCAGUUGGUCCCUGGUCUGGUUUGUAGAGAGUCUGUUAGUUGAAUGCCUUCAAGGAGAAUGGCUUUCAGAUUGUACCAGCUUAGCUAGCAUUGUUAACCAACCAUUGCAGGCUCUGCAAAUAAAAGUGAUCUUGAACCCGUG
Mastomys coucha (southern multimammate mouse) is the source of this 3592-nucleotide messenger RNA. RefSeq names its product cell division cycle 25A (gene Cdc25a). Gene Ontology annotation, molecular function: protein tyrosine phosphatase activity. The transcript is spliced from 15 exons. Bases 342 to 1922 code for a protein of 526 amino acids. Gene Ontology annotation, biological process: positive regulation of G2/MI transition of meiotic cell cycle; positive regulation of G2/M transition of mitotic cell cycle; G2/M transition of mitotic cell cycle. The record is from RefSeq and is a predicted model, not a curated record. Gene Ontology annotation, cellular component: cytoplasm; nucleus. Lineage: Eukaryota; Metazoa; Chordata; Mammalia; Rodentia; Muridae.